This is a messenger RNA of Colletotrichum karsti, 969 nucleotides long. RefSeq lists its product as uncharacterized. Lineage: Eukaryota; Fungi; Ascomycota; Sordariomycetes; Glomerellales; Glomerellaceae. The coding region runs from base 1 to 969 and encodes 322 amino acids. The record is from RefSeq and is a predicted model, not a curated record. The transcript has 2 exons.
AUGGGCAACAUGGCGAGACACGUUCAGAACCCCGACUACUCGGACGACGAGUACGGAGCCGAGGACGCCUACUUCACCUACCGACCCCUCUCCAACCUUCCCACCCCGCCGCCUUCUACCAGGAACUCCUCCGCACACCAGAGCCCGAAGACGGCCUUGGAAGACGGCGAGGUCCUGCAAGAGAAAUUCCUUGGCCCCGCCAUCCACCUCAUCAACCUCGUUCCCACGUCAGCUUCCCUCACGACACCAUCGGUGCCCCUCGUGCAGGCCAUGCUCAGUCGGUCCGCCCUCCCGCUCGAGACUAUCGCCUUGGCAGUCUGUAUCCUCGAUUCUCUCAACUCCAAGUUCGCCCUGAGCUGGCGCUUGCAGUGUCCCCUGCUCGUCGACGGUGCCUUCUCUUCCCACAACAAGCGCCACACCCUCCACUCUCCCCUCCUCGACCGCCGCCACCAGCAGCAGAUGCAUAUCGACUCGGUCCAGCCCGAGCUCAUCAUCCUCGCCGCCCUCAUCAUCGCCGCAAAGUUCACCGAUGACUGCCAGGAUUCGACAGCAUACUACUGCGCGAAAUGGGGCAAGGAUAUCUGGUCGUGCGAGCAGAUCAACGUGACCGAGCGUUGCAUCUACGAGAACCUCAACUACCGCAUCAAGCCCCUGGUCGACGACGAGGAUCUCAUCACCGACACCAUGGUCGACAUGCAGAUGGCCGCCCGCCACUACAGCUCGGUCCGCCCCGUCCAGCCACACGAGAGCGGCCACUGCAAGAGCAAGAGCAUGACCAUUGGCACCGCCGUCAUCGGCCUGGGCCUGCAGCUCACACCUGUCGACACGCCAAAGUCCGAGGUGGACCAAUUCGGCGACGACGUACGAGCCGCCCUGGAGAAGACGUCCUUUGUCGGCGACUACAUGUCCCUUCCCCUUUCCGGAAACCAGAACGCACUCUCACCCGUCGGAGAGGAGCUUGAUGUCUGA